Ahaetulla prasina is the source of this 8226-nucleotide messenger RNA. It is a transcript of the gene SCAF8, whose product is annotated as SR-related CTD associated factor 8. Gene Ontology annotation, cellular component: nucleus. Bases 3005 to 7003 code for a protein of 1332 amino acids. The transcript has 20 exons. The record is from RefSeq and is a predicted model, not a curated record. Gene Ontology annotation, molecular function: RNA binding. NCBI's taxonomy places the organism in Eukaryota, Metazoa, Chordata, Lepidosauria, Squamata, Colubridae.
UAAUGGCAAUUUGAACAAACAGCAUGCUGAUGCACAGAUUGUUAUAUUUGUGUACAACAUACAUAACGUAGUGUGAAAUCCAAUUCCAGAAUUAUGCUUUGUUAUACCGAAACAAGUUAACAUUUGUAAAUCAGCUUUAAGUUAGAGUUUCUGGUUGAUGUAUAAAUCCUAGCCUCUUUGGAUACAUAAAAGAUAAUUCCAAAUUUGAUACCAUGUUAAGUCUGCUUAUUUGCUUGCACAUGUGGAGCAAUAAAUCUGUAAUACAGGUUGCAUGUGCAGACACAACUUGUUUACAUUUUUCAGUAAAGUGAAAGAAAACCAUUUUGUUUAUAAUUUUUAUAUACAAUUGUAGACUUUGUUUUUAUCAUUACUUGCUGUUUUAAAUAUUCUCCCAAUUUUUAUGUAUAGUGUGACAAAAUCUGGACACCAGUCUAUUGGAAGUCUGCUACUUGUAAAGAAUUUAGAAAAGACACAGAACAUGCAAAGAAUAACAGCACAUUAUGAUUUGAUGAUAUUUUUCAGGUGUUCAUUGCUAUUAAUUGGCAAUUUACAUAAAUUAAUAGAUCAAGGCUAUAUGAAUAUCCCAUACAGGAAUCAAGUAACUUGCUUUCUCCCACCAUAUCAAGUAUAUUUUAGAUAUUUACAAAAUAAAAUAUUUCUGUAAUUCAAAAAACAUAAUGCAGGCAGACUUACAGUUUUAUAGAAUAGAUCUAUAUCAGAUGAAAUAUAAUACAGAAAGAGCCAUAAGGUGAACUAUUAAUGUUCCAAUCACUUUUGGAACAGAAUACUGGAUUAAAUAGAUAUUUAAUCUAAAUGAAGAUAAUUCCUUUUAAAUGUAAUCUCUAGUUUAAUAUAUCUUCCUUUAUCUAAACUAUUUACCCUUUUCUCGCGAUUCGUACAUAUUCUUAAAAUAAAAUUACCCUUUAAAAUAAAAUUUAUUUUAUUUAUUUAUUUUAUUUGAUUUUUAUACCGCCCUUCUCCCGAAGGACUCAGGGCGGUGUACAGGCAUAAUAAAAAACCGACAAUACAAUAUACAGAUUUAAAAUACGAUUUAAAAAACUUAUUUAAAUUAGCCCAGUGAUUAAAAUUUACCAUACUAAAACCCCGUUUAAAAUUAAUAAAUUUAAGAUUAAAAUCCCGAUUUAAGCCAGCCCCGCGCGGAUAAAAAGGUGAGUCUUGAGUUCGCGACGAAAUAGGCAUAGCCUCAAAUUCAGUUCUCAGGGAAGUUUAUCUGGAAUUAGGGUAGUUUGUGGUAACUUCUUUGUCAAGGUACUUAAUUCCUCUGCAGAGGAAAAUCAAGCAAAUAACAAGGGUUCACAGUUAUAUAUUUCCACAGGGGCGAGUAUAGCAAAGAAAUGUUAUUUUGCUUCCUUAGUACAUGUUCAGUAUUUGUCCAGUGCAGUUUUUGUUGUCAUCCAUUCUGGAAAACAGAGAGAAAAUUCUGCAACUCUCAAGUGCUUUCUGCAAAAAAUGUGCAUGAAAGAUAACUUUUAUAUGGAAGGAAAACUCACUAGUUCCAUAAGUUUAUAAUUACCACUAAUUAUCAAUUUUAAUAUUCCUCUUUUGGGCAGGUUGAUUGAACUUAUAUUUGUGAUUCAUCUACUGUAUAAAUAUUUUUCAAGAUUAAUAUUAGUAUUUGCUUUAUUUUAUAAAUUUCUGUUGUAAUCCAUUUGCUUUGGGAUUUGCAUAAAUCAGAAAUAGUUUUUCAAUAUUUUUAAUACAUGAAAAGUAUUGGGUAUACAGUGGGAAAUAGCACUUAGAUUUAGAUAUAGUUAACAUCUGUAUAUGUUAACUUAGUGCCCCAUAGUACUGUUGUAUGUAAAGGGAACAGGAAGUAAGAUCAAGGUUGUCAAUCAUUUUAAUUAGGAGAUCUGCUUGAGGCCUGCAAAUAGCUAAGAAUUUAUUUUCCAUAUGUAUGCAAGGACUCGUGCAAAAUCCCUGAAAGCUUGUGCAAUUGCUUAAUUAUUGUUUCAUUGGUGGCAUUUAGGGAUGCUGGGUACUAUGGUGGCCAGAGGCAUUACAUUGCUUAUUUAUGGACUAGGAAAACUGCAUAACACUGAACAGCGUAAAAAUAUAUGAACCUGUGUUGGUGUGUUCAGGAGUUGUGUCUAGAAUAUUUUUUGUAUUUAAGAAUAGUACAUAUGGCCUUCGUUUAUUUAAACUUCAUUGAACACAGGAAAAUUUGGUCUAGCUAUUUAACAUCUUAAAUUCCUGAUUAUGCUCUGAAUUUUCCUAUUGCACCCUCCAGGUGAAGUGGAAUUAUUCCAUUCAAAAAUACAUAGUGGCAAGUAAAACACUUGAUCAGAUAUAACGUUUUCAUGGGGGAAUGCUCAAAUCCAGGUAUUGUGGAUCUUAGGUAGAAAGGGCAUAAGAGUGAAAAUCUCAAGAAGCAAUCUGGCAGGCAAAUAUUGGUUUCAGUGAAAGAGUGAGAUUACCUCCAUACUAUACAUCAGUAAAUCAUCUUCAUCUGUUAAUCUUCGGGUAGAAUAUCCAAUUAUGAUCAGCUGCUGAUCAUGAUAAUAAUUGGUAGCUCUCCAGUGCAGACAGUAUCAUAAUCAUCUUUAUGGUGGCUUUAUGGUAUCUAUCACUUUUGAUUUUUCUUUUUUUUUAAAUUACAUGGUUAACUUCUUCCUGAUGUAUGAAUGUCAAGCUAGAUUGUGCUGUAAGUAACAUCAUUGAUGAACUGUACAUUCAGAUAAUGGUUAUAGUACUUCAUCUGAAUUUGUACCUUGCUCACACCAAGCCUUACCAUAACACUUUUUAGUGGUGUUAUGCAAAUAUAUUUAAUAUUUAUUCAUUUAUUGAAUGUAUAUGUUGCCUGACUUUGGGCAGUUUUCAAAAUGGGUGGGGGGAGGAGCAACAUAACAUAAACCAAAGCAAAAAUGGCAGAGAUAACUAACCCAGAUGGGAAUAAAAGAAAAAGAAGAAAAGGGGGCUGUAAUAAUUGUUAACACUUUGUAAUGCAUCUAGAUCAGGGAUGUCAAACUGGUGGCCCACGGGCUAGAUGCGUCACGCACAGGCCAUCCCAACCCAGCUCUGUGAAUGGGAAAAACGGCAAUGUGACGCUCUUUACUCACUGAAUGAUUACAAGCCUCCUAUUUCAAAGGCUAAAAUGACACAGAUUACUAAGGCAGCAAUCAAGGCCAUAAAGUUCUACAAACAUGUUGUACAGAGUGUUGAGAAAUUCAUUCAAAAGUGUAAACCAGAAUACAAGGUGCCUGGAUUAUAUGUCAUUGACUCAAUUGUACGGCAGUCUCGGCAUCAGUUUGGACAAGAAAAGGAUGUCUUUGCUCCUCGGUUUAGCAAUAACAUCAUUAGCACUUUCCAGAAUUUAUAUCGUUGCCCUGGGGAUGAUAAGAGUAAAAUUGUUAGAGUGCUCAAUUUGUGGCAGAAGAACAAUGUGUUCAAAAGUGAAAUUAUCCAGCCUCUAUUGGAUAUGGCAGCAGGAAUUCCUCCUCCAGUUGUGACUCCUGUUUUGCCAGGAACAACUGCAACUUUGAGUAACAAUACACCAGGAACUCCAGUAACUCCUGCUACUCCAGCCAAUAUAAUCCAAAGUUUACCUGAUCCAUGGGUAUCUCAGAUAACUAAUACAGAUACACUUGCUGCUGUAGCACAGAUCCUGCAAAGUCCACAAGGCCAACAGCUUCAGCAGUUAAUACAGACGUUGCAGAUGCAACAACAAAAACCACAACCAUCAUUGCUUCAAGCACUGGAUGCUGGUCUUGUUGUUCAACUACAGGCUCUCACUGCUCAACUUACGGCCGCUGCUGCCGCUGCCAAUACACUCAAUCCACUAGAACAGAGUGUCUCUUUUAACAAGAAGCUGAUAGAUAGGUUUGGCGAUUUUGGAGAAGAAGCUGAUUUGAAUGAAGAGUCCAAAAAGGAAACCCCAACUUCUCAAUUGCCCCUUGUAUCUGAAUCCGUGAACAACUCACUUUUUCAUCAGCUAGCUGAACAACUACAGCAACAAAAUUUAGAACAUCUUCGGCAACAGCUUCUAGAUCAGCAGCCACCAAAGGUAAGCCCUGAGGAAACUCAAGAAGACAAUUUUGGUUCUGAGCAUUCAGCAUCACCUUCACAAGAUAGCAGUCACCAACAGUUUUUAGAAGUGGAAACAAAGCUUGACAAUUCAAUGGAUGUUCAACAGCAGGACAUGGAUAUAGAUGAAGCCCAGGAGAUUAUAGAACAAGAAGUCUUUGAGCAAGAAGAAAAGAAACCAGCAGUUCUUUCAAGAUCACGAACACGUUCAAGAUCACGUUCAAGGUCACCAAGAAAAAGAAGGUCAAGAUCACGGUCUGGUUCUCGAAAGCGUAAACACAGAAAGCGUUCACGUUCUAGAUCAAGAGAAAGAAAGAGGAAGUCAUCAAGGUCAUACUCAAGUGAAAGAAGAGCUAGAGAAAGGGAAAAAGAAAGACAGAAAAAAGGGUUACCUCCUGUCCGAUCAAAAACACUAAGUGUCUGCAGUACCACGCUUUGGGUUGGUCAAGUGGACAAGAAAGCCACACAGCAAGAUUUAACCAAUUUAUUUGAAGAAUUUGGACAAAUAGAAUCUAUAAAUAUGAUCCCUCCCAGAGGUUGUGCAUAUGUCUGUAUGGUUCAUAGGCAAGAUGCUUAUCGUGCUCUUCAGAAACUAAGCUCUGGAUCCUACAAAAUUGGAUCUAAAAUUAUUAAGAUUGCAUGGGCUUUAAACAAAGGGGUGAAAACUGAAUACAAACAGUUUUGGGAUGUGGAUCUUGGAGUAUCAUAUAUACCCUGGGAAAAAGUUAAGCUGGAUGAUUUAGAUGGCUUUGCAGAAGGAGGCAUGAUUGACCAGGAAACAGUAAAUAGUGACUGGGAAACUACAAGGACUUCAGAGACUGUAAAAGAGAAUGUGCAGAUAACCCAGAGUGCAACUGUGGAGAAAACCACAGUUGUCACAACACAGACAGAAACUUACACACAGUCUGUCGCUAUGUUACAGAUUCCUGUAGCUCCAACUGUGCCAGCUGUUAAUUUAGUUCCACCUGCGUUUCCUGUUACAAUGUCUGUCCCUCCACCUGGUUACAGUGGAAUUCCUCCGCCACCAUUCUUGAGAGCAAGCUUUAAUCCUUCACAACCGCCUCCUGGUUUCAUGCCUCCACCUGUUCCACCACCUGUUCCGCCACCAGUAGUUCCAGCAUCUCUUGUACAGUCGUCGAUGACUAUUGCUCAAGAAUCAAUGAAAGAUUUUAGCAGCCUUGUUCUACCAGGUGGUACUGUUUCUAGUAGUCUUACGACACCAACAUUAUCUGCCGGAAGUGUCUUUUCUUCUCUUUCAAAGAACAGUUCAGAAUUAGAUGAAAAAGGAUCUCUUCGUGCUGAUCUUCAGACCUCUUCUACCGAAAAGAGAACUGUUCAAGAUGACGUUUCAAGCAGUUCUGGACUUACCGAGGGAAUACAGCCACCUGGUAUCACAACCAGUUCUGGGCAUGUAGGGGGAAUCCAGCCACCCCAUGUCUCAAGUAGUGCUGGACUUGUGCAGCCAGUCAAUGUUUCAAGCAGCUCUGGGCUUUUGACAAGAGUUCAACCACCCACUGCUUCAAAUAGUUCCGGUCUUAUAACAGGUGUUCAGGCUCCAAGUGUCUCAAGUAGCUCUGGGCUUUUGACAGGACUUCAGCCCAUAAAUGUUUCAAGCAGCUCCAACCUUUUAAUGGGAAUCCAACCACCCAUAGUCUCAAAUAAUACUGGACGUUUGUCAGGAAUCCAGCCACCCAUUGUAUCAAGUAGUUCUGGGCUUUUGACAGCACUCCAGCCACCCAUUGUAUCAAACAGUUCUGCAAUUUUAGGAUUGCCACCACCAAUAGUUUCAAGUAGUUCUGGACUGUUAGGAUUACCACCACCAAAUAUUUCAGGUGGUUCUGGACUAUUAGGACUACAACCACCCACUGGAAUGCAAAAUUUGUCCCAUUUAACUCUUGCUAGUCAACGGUUGCCUGGAAUUCCUCUAGUAGAAAUCCGAUCGGGAUUAAUACCACAACCACCUGGUCCUAGGUUUCCACUACUGCAACCUGGGAUGCCACCACAACGUACAAUUCCUCCUCCAGCUAUACUUGAUCCAUCCCUUCCUCCACCUAGAGUUCCUUUCCUUCCAGGAGAUAUUUUUACUCAAACAGAGAGGUCAUUUGCAACUUCCAGUAGGCAAAAUAUGGAUAUUUCUAACCCAGAUAAAAGAUUGCCUGUUGGGGAAGAUAGCAUUCAACAAGAAGGAGAUAGAGACUAUCGAUUCCCUCCAGUGGAAAGUAGAGAUCGAACAUCUUCAGUAGAUAUAAGGGAUUCUAUUGGAAGGCCACCACUAGAUCCAAGAGAAGGUCUAGGUCGACCUCCUAUAGAUGGAAGAGAACAUCUUAUGAGGCCACAUAUAGAUUUACGGGAGAACUUUGGAAGGCCAGGUAUGGAUAAUCUAAGAAGAGAGCAUUUUGCUUUCAACUCAGAAAAACACUGGGGUCAAAGAGGAGAUUAUGAUGAAAGAGAACAUCAGGCCUUUCCUGUAUAUGGUGGUCUCAAGGGGUUCCAGGAUUUUCGAGAGAGAUAUCGGCAAACAAACUACAGAUUUGAAACUCGAAGUGGUCCUAUCUGGAACAGAGGACUUGAACAAGAUGCUCACAGAGACUUUGAUGACCGUCGUAGACCAUGGGAAAGACAAAGGGACAGGGAUGAUAGAGAUUUUAAUUUUGGUAGAGAAAUUAAUGGAAACAGAUUUGGGAGAGAAAGAACACAGAACAACUGGCUACACCCUCCACAUCUAAGAGCGUUUGAAUAUUUUGAAGGUGGUGCUUCUCAACAAAAAGUUGAUAGUGUACCCCAAGUUAAUGGUGAAAACACAGAGACAGAGAAUCAGCCAUCUGCUGUGCAAGUGCAAGAUGAAUUGGAACUUUAUGAAAAGUUGGCGACUUCAAAUGAGACAAAAAAAGAGAAGAGUGACACAGAAGCUGAAUUAGAAAAUGAACCAGUGGUAGAAAGCACAGAAACUGAGGGGACAUAAUCAUCACUCAGUAGGUAAAAAGAUACCUUUUGUAAAGUUGUCAUCUCUCUCUGUAAUAGAUGAAUGGCUGACUGGACCUUAGUAGUUCAUUUUUUUCCUUCCAGAAUUAAGUUAAUCUAAUAUUCAUGUUCAUCUUUCACUUAAAUAGUUGUACAACUGACCUGUAUAGAAUAUUGUUUUUAAUUUGAAUAUGGUAGGUAAAGUUUGUCUUUCUUUUCUUUUUUCUUUUUUCCCCCCUGGCAAAUUGCAAACUUUCCCCACUUGCUUUUACUUCUGAAGGAUAAAUUACAGCUUGUCAAACAAAGAAAAAGACUUCCUAUGGAAGAAUUUGAUUUUUUUAGAUGCUAUUAGGUUGGCCAUAGAAAUUGUUAUACUUGAAAACAGGCACUGGUAUAUCUUAUCCAGAUUUCUAGGCUGCUGCAAAUUUUUAAAACGUAGGCAGAGCUGUGAUACUAAAUGUUCGCUCAGUUUGGCCCAGAAAAGGAGCAUAAAUAAUACAGAGAUGGUGUGUUUUUGAAAUUUCUGCAUUAUAGUCUCUGUUUCUCAAAAAAGUGUCCAUGAUCUGUCCUCCUCGUACUGCAAUGAAUUAAAAAAUAACAUACGUUUUAAAUGUUUUUUUAGAUGCCAAUAAAACAUUAUUUGUUUGAUAAGCAUUCUAGGUAUUGUAUUUUUUAUAUACAAUCUAUAACAUUCUGGUUGAAUUGUGCUUUAAUUAAUUGUUGCAAAAGGUUUAUAAUGCUCUUGUAAAACUAGUGCAACAAUUAUGUAUGCUACAAAAGCAUAUGCCUUUCUACUAAAAAAAUCAUGGAAUCACAUUAGUUUGUGUAUAAUAUAUGUAUGUAAAUAUUUGUGUAAAACUGUAUGUAGAUACCACUGUUUCUGUGUGUGAUGGUGCAUGCGCACGCACUCACAGAAUAAUGUAGACAGUUAAAUAAAAUGAAAUGAAUUAGGUUAUGCAAUUUCAUAUUUAAUCUUCUUUAGGUAGAAAGAAACUUGUAGAUGCUGAUGUGACAGGUUAAACAAAUUAAUAUUUGCUCUUCUAAAUUCUUAUUACUUCAGAAGGUGGACUGGCAUGCUCUGAAGGCUGAAGAGUAAGAUUUAAGGAUGCUUUUUAAGUGUGGCAAUAUAUGGUGCAAAAAUGAAGCAAAUGUUUGAAUUGUCAUUUUUGUAAUGCUUCUGGUGUUUUGGGUAGAAAGUGAUAUAUAAAAAUACUUUGUUGAUGA